Knipowitschia caucasica is the source of this 480-nucleotide messenger RNA. The record is from the annotation of a GenBank genome assembly. Lineage: Eukaryota; Metazoa; Chordata; Actinopteri; Gobiiformes; Gobiidae.
AUGGUGUUUGGAGCGGAGACGUCGCCCGCGGUGGCUUUUCAGAAGGACGCUUUCGAUCUGACCGUGGAGGAGGUGUACAAUAUUUCCUACGUGAUCGGCCGGGACCUGCGGAAGAUCAGUGGUCUGGAGAGGUCUGGAGAGGAGGUGUCGGACCUGCAGUCCAGGAUAGUCCGAGUCCUGGAGAUGUUUGAGACGCUGGUGAAUAAAUACAACUUGUCCCUGGAGGAGCUUCGCAUGGAGCGGGACAACCUGAAGGCAGAGCUGCAGAAAGCCCUGUCCGAGGGGGGAUCCAGGGAUGGCACGGUCAACGCCCAGCGCGCCCUAGAGCUCCUGCAGCAGUACCGUCUCAGACUGACCCAGAGGCCGCAGUCUCCAGGAGGGGAGGACGACCAGCAGCUGCAGCGCAGUCUGGAGAGGGUCAUCAGUGUGUUCCAGAGCCAGCUCUUCAACGCUCUCCUGGGUAAGACCACACCGGAUUAA